CACAACGAGAGGUUUAAAGCCAGAACCAAGGCUAGAUUCUCUAACACUCAGACGUCCUUCUUUGGUUUGACCUCAACAUGUGGUGGACACUAGUCUUUGUGGCUCACUCACUGCCACUUGCCUUCUGCUACAAAAGUCUGUUGACAGCAGCAACGGGCAGCAGCAAGGCUACAGUCUGGAACUGAUGGCCACGUCCAUCAGGCAGCUGACAGAGCUGACCAAGACACUGGACAAGAGACUUGAACUGGUGCAGACAAUGGAAAGGAAACUUGAGUUAGUGGAAACAUUUGAACAGAAAAUUCCCUUAGUAGAAAAAUUGGAAAGAAGACUUGAUUUAGCGGAGAGUAUGGUGAAAAAAUUGGACUUAUUAGAGAAACUGGAAAAAAGACUUGAAUUAAUGGAAAAUAGGCUUCACGUAGUGGAGAAAAGAGAAAUCAGACAAGAUCAAGAAGACAACAAGAUCAAGCUUAAAACGGGACUCGAGGAACCCGAGGAAAAGGAUACUAAAGCAUCAAAUCAGAUAGUAAACAAAACAACAGCUGGACGACAGGAGUCUCAACGCUUGGAGAAAAGGUCAGACGACGCAGACACGUGGGAGCCUGUCGUGGCUCAGGUGACACAACGACUGACCCUGGCGGAGGCCAACAUCCAGGCCUUGAAGAAUGCUGACGUCAUACAAGAGCAGAUGACAGGUACGGUGUACGUCCGCUGGGGUCACGAUGAUUGCCCAAUCCACGCUGAAACGGUUUACUCAGGAUACGUCGGGGGAUCGUGGUACGGAGAUUCAGGGGCAGCUUCGAAUUACUUGUGUUUGCCACCUGAGCCUUCUUUCGGCAUCCAUACGCUUCUUAAUAACGGAUUUGCGAAGGUAUUUGGCGCGGAGUAUGAAACUUGUUCCGACCAGGAGUGUAACACUACUCCUACCGCGCUGUGUCGUAUACCGCGGGCCUCUUCUGUAGUCAUACCGGCUAGAAGUUCCUGUUACCCUGGGUGGACUCUGGAGUACUCUGGGUACCUCAUGGCCAAUGAGCAUGGCUCCUUGGCCAACAUGGAGUAUAUCUGUGUGGACGCCAGUCGAAGGUACCUUCCUGAUUCCCAGGCAAACAGCGAUGGCGCCAGACUUUAUUACACAGUUUAUGAGUGUGGUAGUCUAGCAUGUCCUCCUUACACUGGAGGCAAACUCGUUUUGUGUGCUGUUUGCUCUAAAUGAAUACAAGUUGUUGUCAGAAAGCUGAUCUAAAAUAUAAAUCCAUACAACACA
Messenger RNA from Pomacea canaliculata, 1261 nucleotides. RefSeq lists its product as uncharacterized. NCBI's taxonomy places the organism in Eukaryota, Metazoa, Mollusca, Gastropoda, Architaenioglossa, Ampullariidae. The record is from RefSeq and is a predicted model, not a curated record.